CAGAAAGGGCCAUUUACAUUUUUAUUUUUAGUUUUACGAUAACCGGAAACAAAAACGAUAACGAAAGGAAUUUUAUUUGUCACCAACUCACCAUGGAAUUGUUUGGUUGGCUGUUUUCGUGUUAAUGCCAUUCCCCCUUUUUCUUUUUCGAGUUCCCCCGAACCCUUGUAACGUACGGAGUAAUUCCAACCCUCCUGACUUGAAUUCCCUCAUUCGCCUCAACUCCACAACCUCAUACUCUCUCACUCAAGGAAGGCUCAAACCCUAACUGUCAUCCUCAUCUCCGGCCGAUAUACGGUGGUUUCCGCGGCGGUCUCCGGCAGACUCCCGGAAUCUGUGUGAUACCUCUGCUAAUUAUUAGGAUGGAAGAAAGUAGUGCAAUUGGUAGUCGAAGGGGUAGAAACAAGCGAUUUUGGAAUAGUGAAGAAGACAAGGCUCUAAUAGACGCUUUACAUGAAUUAUCUACUGAUCCGCGUUGGAAAUGCGAUUAUGGAUUUAGAAAUGGCUAUAUGAUUCGACUGGAGGAGAUGAUAGGAAAAUCAGUUCCAGGUUGUGGGUUGAAAGCUUCACCUCACAUUGAUUCAAGAUUGAAAACUCUGGUGGGAAAAUUUAGAGCUAUCCUUCAAAUGUUGGCAACAAAGGGGUUCAAAUGGGAUGAUAAAAAACACAUGAUAAGUGUAGAGAGAUCAGUGUAUGAAGAAUAUUGCAAGGCUCACCCUACUUGCAAAAAUUUAUAUGGAGCAUCUUUCCCUCACUUGCAUGUCAUGAUGGAGAUCUAUGGCAAGGAUUUUGCUAGUGGAAAGCCUGCCGAGGGGUUUCAAGAUGCCGUGGAGAACAUGGAAAAAGAGGAAGUUACGCAAGUGAAUAACGAUUCAAGUGACGAUGAUGUGGGUGGUAGUGGAAUCCAAAAUAUGGAGUCUGCUCCUCCAUCGAAGAAGGUGAAAAGAGACAAGACUUCCAAGAAAAAAGGAAGUGAAAAGGAGGCACUAAGUUGUAGUAGUUUAGAGCUGGCAUGCUUGCAGAAUUUCAUGAAAGACAUGAAUGGGCAUCUUUCUAGCAUGGCUAAUGUUUGGUCUCGGGCUGAUGAGCGUGAGCAAGAUAUAGCAGAUAAGUGUAAUAAAGUGUUGGAUGAACUACUACAACUAGAUGGCCUAUCCCCAGCUGAGGUUUUUGAGGCAGCAAAUAUUCUGACCGCUCAACUAAAUAAGCUGAAUAUCUUUUUCAAGUGCCCUACUUGUUUGAAAAUGCAAUAUGUGAAAAGUCUCCUUGGCUCUGGCGAUAAUGGUUGUUCUUAACUAUCUUAUUGGAGAGGUCCUAUGCUAUGUAUUUCUAUAACCCAUCAUGUAAAUCUGUACUCCCUCCAUUUGAUAUUAACUCUCACUUUUGACUAUUUCAUGUCACUGUGAAAGCAUGCUAGCUGGUAGUGUCUGAUAGUGAUAUGGAAACUGAUAAAAGUUGCUGGAAGAAAUAGUGUAUAAUGUUGUAGAGUUAUUGUUGCUGGUGAAACAGAAGCUGGUUUAGGCAGUGUCAUUUAGGAAUUAGGAGGCACCUGAUAUGAAUUGCGGAUUUGAUUGGAUCGACUAUUGAGUUGGUUUGUCCGAGUUCUAGGUUAUUCUCCUGCAAGGGAACAUAAGGUUUCCUGACUAUUGAUGUAAGGAUUAUAUUGCCUUGCAUAGUUGCUACUGCUGUUUCUGUUCUGUUUUGUUUUAUCGACGUUGAUGUUGUGUUGAUCCUUUUCAUUGGUAUUGUGACUUGUGAGUCUUGUUA
Messenger RNA from Spinacia oleracea (spinach), 1767 nucleotides. RefSeq names its product protein ALP1-like. The record is from RefSeq and is a predicted model, not a curated record. The coding region runs from base 363 to 1295 and encodes 310 amino acids. The transcript has 4 exons. Lineage: Eukaryota; Viridiplantae; Streptophyta; Magnoliopsida; Caryophyllales; Amaranthaceae.